AUGGCUGAAGGCGAGAGCCAGCAAGCAAAUCGAGAUGCCCUUAUUCCUAGCCCUCACACCACAACUAGAUGGAUCUGGAGUGGGGUUUUCACCCGUUGCCUGUCGGCGGCGCUGCUGUCAAGAGGCGGGGCAUUUGUCGAUUACUCUGCGGAAUUGGUUGUUGGGGACGUUGCGGUCGCUGGAGAGGAAGGAGAAGACAUGGGAGAUGCUGAUGGGGAUGUGGGAGGUUAGUUUGAUGGGAAGGGUUCCGGCGGUGGAUUGGUAGGUGCGGGGAAGGUGAGAAGGAGAAUUCCAGGAGCAUGGAUUUUUAUUUAUUUUUUGCAUUUAUUUUUUUGUUUGUUAGGUUUUUAGAUGGUUGACGUGGAAUCUAUGUGGCAAGUUUGGCCUAGUUGUUGUUGACGUGUGCGUUGAGGUGGCAUCCUAGUCAGCAUAAUGUUAAUCUAACUGACGGAAUUUUUAACACCGUUAAAGUUUGUAACGGAAAUGGCUAUAUUUGUCAUGCAAAUUUCAAAAUUCU
Messenger RNA from Linum tenue, 517 nucleotides. NCBI's taxonomy places the organism in Eukaryota, Viridiplantae, Streptophyta, Magnoliopsida, Malpighiales, Linaceae. The record is from the annotation of a GenBank genome assembly.